Globicephala melas (long-finned pilot whale) is the source of this 969-nucleotide messenger RNA. Its product is annotated as mesenteric estrogen-dependent adipogenesis protein-like. Gene Ontology annotation, cellular component: cytoplasm. NCBI's taxonomy places the organism in Eukaryota, Metazoa, Chordata, Mammalia, Artiodactyla, Delphinidae. The record is from RefSeq and is a predicted model, not a curated record.
AUGGCGGGGCUGGAAAGAGCGCCGGCGGCCAGGCCGAGCCUGACCUCCAUCUCGUCGGGGGAGCUGCGCAGCCUGUGGACGUGCGACUGCGAGCUGGCCCUGCUGCCCCUGGCCCAGCUGCUGCGCCUGCAGCCCGGCGCCUUCCAGCUGCGCGGCGACCAGCUGGUGGUCCCGGGCCCCGCGGAGCCCGCGGCCACGCGCGGGGGCUUCAACGUCUUCAGCGACGGCCUCGUGCGCCUCGACGGACAGCUCUACCGCCUCAGCAGCUACAUCAGGAGAUAUGUGGAACUGACCAACUACUGCGAUUAUAAAGACUACCGGGAAACUAUAUUGAGCAAACCAAUGCUAUUCUUUAUUAAUGUACAGACCAAAAAGGACUCCUCGAAAGAAAGAACGUAUGCGUUUCUUGUGAACACCAGGCACCCCAAAAUAAGAAGACAGAUAGAGCAGGGGAUGGACAUGGUCAUUUCCUCAGUGAUUGGAGAAAGCUACUGGCUUCAGUUUGAUUUUCAAGAGGCAGUAAAGAAUUUUCUCCCUCCAGGAAACAAGGUGAUUAAUGGAGAAAAUUUGAGCUUUGCGUAUGAAUUCAAAGCUGACGCGUUAUUUGAUUUCUUCUAUUGGUUUGGGCUCAGCAAUUCCACUGUAAAAAUGAAUGGAAAAGUCCUGAAUUUGUCAAGUACAAGUCCAGAAAAGAAGGAGACCAUUAAAUUAUUUCUGGAAAAAAUGAGUGAACCUUUAAUCCGAAGGAGCAGUUUCUCUGACCGAAAAUUCAGUGUAACUUCCAGAGGUUCACUAGAUGAAGUUUUUAACUGCAGUCUGUCACCCAGAUCAUCUCUGAUGGAGCCUCUUUUGGCAGAAUUACCAUUUCCAUGUGUUCUGGAAUCUGAAGAGACACCCAACCCAUUUAUCUGAUUGGAUUGGACAUUUUGCAGCUCCUCCUACACCCCAGGCCUGUGCCAGAACCCAAGG